AUUUGAAGGAUAUACGCAUGCAGAUCUCGAUUUUUCUGAACAAAAUCCAUCACCUCCUAAAAUGUAUGAAGCUAAAAAUAACACCGAAUUUCUAUGGGACUCCUUCAUAGAUAUUUGUAGGAAAGUGUCCCAGCAUUUAAGUAGUCUGAAAUCACUGAGUGAUACAUUAGUAGAAACUUCAAACAUUGGCAAAAUGGCUGGUGAAGGAAAAUUUAGACCAAAGGAUGCUGCAUAUGGUCUUCCAGGUUUUGAAGUUUUCUUGAAUCAAACCAAUGUACCUACAUAUAUGCCCAAAGUAGUAAAUAUUCACGAUCGUCACAAAUCAUUUGUUUAUUUUCAAGUCUCUUUACAAGACUCAAUCAUAUUUUAUGUACAUACGAAAAUUUUGCCUUAUGGAAUGUUUUACAUCCUGAACCCCUACGCCUUCAUAGUUUAUGGACAUUUAUUCAGAAAUCUGGUCAGAUAUCUUGUCCUUAUGUCAAAGCUCUUUUGUUUCCUGACGACUCUAGCGAAGUAAAUGAACCCAUGUUAACUACUUGUGUUUUAUCAAAGACAAUUAUAUACAUGUUUCACUCCACUCUUAUGGGGCAAGGAGAUGCUAUUGAGCUUCAACCUCCGUUUCUCUCUCCGGUGCAUUUCCUAAAUUCAUGGCAGGAGUUAGAGCCUACUGCGUAUCGCCCACUGAUUAAAAAUAUCAUUUAUAAUAUUCCUGAACUGAUGAGUUUUUUCACUACACUUUCAAAUCAUUUCGCCCAUAUCUCUUAUAUUUACUGUCAUAACCGUUCACGCCAGCGUUCCGUUCUUGGUUCAUGGUUGGAAGAUCUUCCAGAUUUGCUUGACGAGUGUGCAAACGCCGAGUUUGUCAUUGGUGUUGAACUUAGAAAUAAACUGGCGAAUAAAACAACUGAGUGUUUUGAAUCUAAUUUAGCUUCUUUGCUCAGGAGUUUAUCGGAAAACUGCAUCGUUUCAGGAUCUGAAGGACAACCUACUUUAGAAAAUGAAUCUGCUGAUAGUAAAGGUCUAAAUAAACAAGUUGAUAAGUGUGAUUCUGUGAAUGAUGUUGAGAGGCUUGUCAAUCGUCAAAGUAAAAAGAAAAAGAAACGUCGAGAAAAAUGCAAUGUAUCCGGUGUACAUAGUAAGGGCAUAGAAAUGUCGAAUACCAUGAAUUUUAACAGCGUUGUUAAACCAAUUUCACCUAUGAUACAUGAAAUAGGUUCGACUUUUGAGGUUCACUUGCUCAAUGUACAUCAAUACUUGAAUACUGCAACCCUGUAUGUUAUACGUGCACUUCAGAGAGAUAGUGGGAUCGAAAUAAAUGUGAAUCGUCUAAGUCCGGAUCCUGAUUCUGACGGGCAACUACGUUUAUUUAUUAGUCGAAAUUAUCUGGAACCUUAUGCCAGAAGGCUUGGAAUUUUUCUCAUCCCUCAUAAUUCACCUCUAGCUGAAAUGGGAGGUGUUUCAGGGGCUUACGAAACAUGGAGAUCAUUAGUAAGUAGUAGCAUUAUUGAUGGUCGUUCAACAAGUGAUCUUUAUCUGAUGGCAGCAAGAGCGUUUGAUGAAGCGCAGAAUUUAAUUCAGAAAACUCUGUAUUUGAAGUCAGUAGGUGAAGAAAAGUUACUUAAGUUCACACAGUCUCCUAUUGUUCUAUCCCUGUUCACUGAAAAGUUAGGGCCUCCUGACCAACUCAUCGAUCUUCAACAAUUAGCAAGACGUAAUUCCAUUGCUUGUCGUGUACUGGGUGUAUGUGAAGAUCGACGGCCAAUUGUACAUACAGCCAAUCCGUCCACAAUAAAUCCUAAGAUGUCGUUUUUAUGUUCAUCUAGUCCAGUUAAAUUGGACUACAACUUUUUAGAAAGCAAGUGUUAUCCGCUUAUUCGUCUAGCUAGUCAAUCUAAAAAAUCUUAAUAAUAGUUAUGUUCACCUGUGAAUAUCUGUUUGGAUGUUAUAAAUUUGUUUAAAGACUGGAUGUUAAAA
Schistosoma mattheei is the source of this 1974-nucleotide messenger RNA. Lineage: Eukaryota; Metazoa; Platyhelminthes; Trematoda; Strigeidida; Schistosomatidae. The record is from the annotation of a GenBank genome assembly.